AGAAAUUACUCCAAAAAAAAAAGUUCAAUUUCCUCAUAGCUGCCUCUGGAAAUCCCUUCCACCAAAUCUCACGCAAACAGACACACCUUGAUAGACUGACACUCACACAUGGCCUUGCAAGUUGCAUCUGUUCUUGAUUUGCCAUUUGGUCUGUUCAGAUGCAUUUUUGAUUUAUUUUUGUCAUGAAUGGAAGAGCCCCAAAAGAUUACAUCUUUAGUAACUGCUUCCAACUUCUUGGAGUUCUUGGUAUAGAUCUCUGAGUCCUUACUACAGGUACUUGGUGCAAUUGGAUUGUGAUGGAUGCAAAUGGUAAGUAUAAUAAAGAUCCAAAUACUAGCAAUGGAGAACAGGGCACAACAGACAACAAUGGAACACCAAAUGAUCAUGUGGUUGUUAUGAUCCAUGGUGGUGAUGGUUUGAAGGAUCCAAAAGCGAAACCUUUGCCCGAUUCGCCCAAUGCGUGUGUCGGUUCACCCGAGAUCGUCACAUUCAGCCCAACUGCCAAUAAGCCUCCAAGACCACCACCCACUCCUACCACUCUCACUCGGCGAAAAUCACUCGCCAGAUCAGUGUACUCAAAACCAAAAUCAAGAUUCGGCGAACAACCGGUACCCAUUGAUCCAGACUUGUUUGACAACCAAAGCGACGCGUCCGCCCGUGUUUCGCCCAGCAAUAGACCGGGUCCCGAUGGCACUUGUAACACACAAAGAGAGACGCGGAGGACGGUCUCUGUGAGCAUUACCCCCAAGACACCACUAAUGGCGUCACCCGUUGGGAACGAAGAGGAAGAUGAGAACGAGGAGAUAUACAAGAAAGUGAAAGUUAGGAACAAUUUGAGGCUUAGGAAAGUAAAGAUGAGAGUUUUAAGCGAAUGGUCAUCAUUUCUUUUCCUCUUAGGGUGUUUGGCCGCUAGCCUCACGAUUCAUAAGCUCCGAAGUUGGAAACUUUGGGAUUUGGAGUUAUGGAAAUGGAUCACUCUUUUUGUUGUCACUUUCAACGGUCUAUUGGUCACUAAGUGGUUCAUACAUUUCCUUGCCUUAUUGAUUGAACUCAACUUCUUGUUAAGGAAGAGGGUGUUGUACUUUGUCUACAGUUUGAAGAAGACCGUUCGGGUCUGUCUAUGGGUAAGUUUGAUCCUUGUCACCUGGGUAUCGCUCUUCAAGAAUGGAACUCGGAGGUCGCGUUUGGCCAACCGAAACUUGGAUUAUAUUACAUGGACUAUAGCGUCCUUGCUUCUCGGAUCAUGUUUGUGGUUAUUGAAGACUUUAUUGCUCAAGAUCUUGGCUUCCUCUUUUCACGUGAACGCGUUCUUUGACAGAAUCCAACUCUCAUUUUUUCAUCAGUACAUUUUGUUGACCCUUUCUGGGGCCCCGGUCAUGGAGUCCGCCGAGAUGUUUAGGAGGACAAACAGCAAUGUGAGCCAGCUCAAUUUCCACAGGACCAAGAAGGGAAAAGAUGGAAAGGAAAAGAAGAGGAAGGUGAGGGAGGUGAUCAACAUUAACAAGCUUCAUCAGAUGAAGCGCGAGAAGGUGUCCGCUUGGACAAUGAAAAUGUUGGUCGACGUGAUAUCGAAUACUGGCUUGUCUACUAUCUCUGCUUCGCUUGAUGAAGGCGCGUUUGGCAGAGAGUUUGAACCAGCAGCAGAUACUGAGAUUACUAAUGAAGAGGAAGCCAUUGCUGCUGCUUAUCACAUCUUUAGGAACGUUGCACAACCAGGUUCCAAGUAUAUUGAUGAGUAUGACCUAGCGAGAUUCUUGAUUAAAGAAGAGGUGGAUAUGGUUCUCCCAAUGAUAGAUGUUGCAGAAACCGGAGAAGUUGACAAGAAAACUUUGACGGAGUGGGUGGUUAAGGUUUACAAGGACCGGAAAAUGCUAUCACAUGCUUUGAACGACACAAAAACUGCUGUGAGACAGUUGAACAAGCUUGUCACCGGGAUUCUAGUAAUCGUGAUAAUCAUCAUAUGGCUUCUGUUAGUGGGGAUAGCAACAACCAAAGUUUUGGUCUUUCUGUCGUCCCAACUUGUCGUGGCGGCGUUCAUGUUUGGGAACACUUGCAAGACUGUUUUUGAAGCCAUUGUCUUUGUCUUCGUGAUGCAUCCUUUCGAUGUUGGUGAUCGUUGUGUUGUGGACGGUGUCCAGAUGACAGUUGAAGAAAUGAACAUAUUAACAACUAUCUUCUUGAGAUUUGACAACGAGAAAAUAUACUAUCCGAAUUCAGUUUUGGCCACUAAACCCAUUAGCAAUUUCAAGAGAAGUCCCGAUAUGAGCGAUUCCUUUGAGUUUUCCAUUGAUUUCCGGACGCAUGUGGAGAAGAUAGGAGCCCUAAAUGAAAAAGUCCAGAAGUACUUGGAAAAAUCGCCGCUUUGGUAUCCUAAUCACAACAUGGUGGUGAAGGAGAUCGAGAGCAUGAACAAAAUGAAGAUGGCCUUGUUUUUCAACCACAAGAUGAACUUCCAAAACUACGGAGAGAAGAACAGGCGUAGAACCGAACUAAUCCUCGAGAUGAAGAAAAUGUUCGAGGAUUUGAGCAUCAAAUACGAUCUUCUCCCUCAAGAAGUUCACAUCGUCGAGUCUUCAAAAGCAAGACUAAGCUAGAAGUAGUAGGGAAAAGGACACUAAUCCCACUAUAUUCUUCCCCUUACAUUAGCGGUGUUCCAAUUUUCGUGGUCGGUGAGAGCCUUCUUCUGCAAUACAACGCAAGAAAGGUUUUUGACGAACUUCGGUCUGCUACUAAUCCUCACCGAUAGCUUUCAUAGUGUCAUAAACCUUAAUGAAAGUCCUAGUGUUCG
Molecule: messenger RNA, 2788 nt
Organism: Cuscuta campestris
Lineage: Eukaryota; Viridiplantae; Streptophyta; Magnoliopsida; Solanales; Convolvulaceae
Source: the annotation of a GenBank genome assembly